Monoraphidium neglectum is the source of this 222-nucleotide messenger RNA. RefSeq lists its product as hypothetical. The annotation marks the transcript as partial. NCBI's taxonomy places the organism in Eukaryota, Viridiplantae, Chlorophyta, Chlorophyceae, Sphaeropleales, Selenastraceae. The transcript has a single exon. The record is from RefSeq and is a predicted model, not a curated record.
GCCCUCCUGGCGCGCGCGCUGCAGCGCCUGGUGGGGGACCAGCUCGUCACCAUCCACCGCCGCAGCGGCGGCGGCGCCGAGUUUGUGGCCCUGGACGGGCAGGCCGGCUACGAGAUGGGGCUAUUUGACGCGGAGACCGCAGACCACAGGCGGCGCUUCAUGGGCGCCGCGGACGGCAGGGGCGCGCGGUUCGGGGCGCGGCGGCGUGCGCAGUGGGCGUGA